This is a messenger RNA of Astyanax mexicanus (Mexican tetra), 3857 nucleotides long. RefSeq names its product major facilitator superfamily domain containing 14A2 (gene slc71a1-2). The transcript is spliced from 12 exons. Gene Ontology annotation, cellular component: membrane. Gene Ontology annotation, molecular function: transmembrane transporter activity. The coding region runs from base 110 to 1591 and encodes 493 amino acids. Gene Ontology annotation, biological process: transmembrane transport. Lineage: Eukaryota; Metazoa; Chordata; Actinopteri; Characiformes; Acestrorhamphidae. The record is from RefSeq and is a predicted model, not a curated record.
AUUUGCAUGAGGAGGAGAAAUCGUUUAGCGGCGAAGCUAACGGAGGCCCAGCGCUUAGCCGGCUAAGCUAACCUAAACCUUCGUCCACAAGAAUGGAUAUAAGUUAACGAUGACUGGAGAGAAAAAGAAGAAGAAGCGGCUGAACCGCAGCAUUCUUCUGGCCAAGAAAAUCAUCAUAAAGGACGGAGGCAGUCCACAGGGAAUCGGAGAGCCCAGUGUUUACCAUGCAGUCGUGGUCAUCUUCCUUGAGUUCUUUGCCUGGGGGCUGCUUACGACUCCUAUGCUCACGGUGCUGCAUCAGACGUUCCCCCAGCACACAUUCCUGAUGAACGGACUCAUUCAUGGAGUCAAGGGCCUGCUGUCGUUCCUUAGCGCUCCACUGAUUGGCGCUCUUUCUGAUGUUUGGGGUCGUAAGUCUUUCCUUCUUCUCACAGUCUUCUUCACCUGUGCCCCGAUUCCCCUCAUGAAGAUCAGCCCGUGGUGGUACUUUGCCGUGAUCUCCAUGUCCGGAGUGUUUGCGGUUACGUUUUCGGUGAUCUUUGCGUAUGUGGCCGACAUCACACAGGAGCAUGAGAGGAGCACGGCGUAUGGCCUGGUUUCAGCCACGUUUGCGGCGAGCCUGGUGACAAGUCCAGCAAUUGGGGCGUAUUUGUCUCAGGCGUACGGGGACACACUGGUCGUAAUUCUGGCCACGGCCAUCGCCCUGCUGGAUAUCUGCUUCAUCCUGGUGGCUGUGCCAGAGUCUUUGCCCGAGAAAAUGCGCCCAGCCUCCUGGGGGGCUCCAAUUUCCUGGGAGCAGGCAGACCCCUUUGCCUCUCUGCGGAAAGUUGGCCAGGACUCCACGGUUCUGCUGAUCUGCAUCACAGUCUUCCUGUCCUACCUGCCUGAGGCUGGACAGUACUCCAGCUUCUUUCUUUAUCUAAGACAGGUCAUCGGGUUCACGUCAGAGACAGUUGCUGCGUUCAUCGCAGUGGUGGGAAUUCUCUCCAUCCUCGCUCAGACGGUUGUUCUGGGAAUCUUAAUGCGCUCCAUAGGCAAUAAGAACACCAUCCUGUUGGGCCUGGGCUUUCAGAUCCUUCAGCUGGCCUGGUACGGUUUUGGAUCCCAGCCAUGGAUGAUGUGGGCGGCGGGGGCUGUAGCUGCGAUGUCUAGCAUUACUUUUCCAGCCAUUAGUGCCAUAGUCUCUCGGAACGCUGACCCGGACCAGCAGGGUGUGGUGCAGGGGAUGAUUACAGGCAUCAGAGGGUUGUGUAACGGACUUGGCCCCGCCCUGUACGGCUUUGUCUUCUACCUGUUCCACGUAGAACUGAACGAGAUGGACCCAGCAGACAGUCCAGAUAAAGGCGCCAAACCAAACAUGGCCAAUCCCACAGAUGAGAGUGCCAUAAUUCCAGGUCCACCCUUUCUGUUCGGUGCGUGCUCUGUGCUGCUCUCCCUGUUGGUGGCGCUGUUCAUCCCGGAGCACAACUCUCUCAGUGUCCGACCUGGCGGCUACAAGAAGCACACUAGUGGCUCUCAAGGCCACGCCCACAGCCCUCAGGGCGGAGCCUGCGAGGGCAAAGAGCCGCUCCUGGAGGACAGCAGCGUAUAACACACACUUUCGCUGACGUGCACUGGUACGUGCACUCAUGGGCCUGCUACCACUAUCGGGGUCCGCACGGCGACCCUUGCAGGACUAAACCGAGGGGAAGGGCGGAGUCAUGACUCGUUUCUGUAGAUUUGUCCCUCAGCCAAUUUCAAGACACACCUCCACUUUGUGGGAUAGAAGUGGUCUUCAGAUGAGAGAGGAGGAUGAUUGCAUUGCAUUAUGGGAAAUGUAGUUGCAAAGCACUCUCUGUACUCAUGUUCUACUGGUGGAGACUGAACUGUUUUUGUAUAGGGUUUUUUUUCCUCUCCCCCUCCUCCCCCCUCUCUCCUCAAAGACUAUAAAUAAGAUUGCACCAAGAGUGCAUGAUGCUAGCAGUGUAUUUUGGGGAAUGUCGGCACAGAAGGUAGCCUUGUGCUAAUUGUGCCAGGUCUCCCUACGGUUGUGUGUAGGGAUUCAUUUCUACCCUUGACUCAGUUUUCCCACACUUCUCAAUAAAAUUCUCUGGGGGUAGAGAAGACCUAGAGCAGCAGGACGGGUUAUUCAGCAUCCUGUUGCGACUGAUCUUAUACUGUAUGAUGGCAGAGAAGUUUAGAAACUUUUUUUUUUAAUAAAUCUUAAGAGGGAACUCAUUCUGGAACCAAAAAACACCUUCACAGAAUGAUCGCAUCUCUGAUGCUUGUUGGGACUUUGUGUACAAAAGGCCCCCAGUACUCACAAGCUUCUGUUGUGUAGAAAUGCCUGUUUUGUGCUUUAUUUUUCAGAGGAAUAUCUUCUUCUGUUGGGUUUGUUUAAGAAUAGGUGUCAAAGUCAAAUGUUUUUUUGUUUGUUUUUUUUAAAUGGGGAUUAAAAGUUGCCUUUAAGUGACUUUAAAGCGAUUACGAGACCUAGAUGAAGACUUUGUUCAGAUUGGGUUUAGUAAUGGCGUUUAUUGCUCCUAUCGGAGCAUUCAUGCAUACAAAUCUUGUUAGUUUUUUUUAUUACGAUUAUUAUUUGGUCGUCCCUCUCACCUCUGUAGUUGGUAACAGCCACACUGCCUCAGUCAGAAAUAUAAUUCCCAGUGUUGGUCUCCUCCUCAGCACUGAUGUUGAUAAAGAUGGGUUUGUGUCACUAACAGAGUGAAUUAAUCACAUUCUGCUGCUUUAGGAACUUUUAGAAGGUUGCAUUGCUCUGUGGUGUUUUACUGUUUUCUAUUCUAGGCAGAGAAAUGUGGCGUAUGGAUCUCUUCAAGGACGUCGGUGUCGUUUUUAGGCUUCCAUGCUUCUUCUUAGCAGUUGGGGAUGUGAACCUUUUGCUCAGUUGACUUUCCUUCAACAAGCCUCAAGUGCAUUGGAAUCAUUGAUUUAAUUUGGGAAUCUGUAACCAGGCUGUGGCCCAUUGGGUGAUUUUACAUUAGGGUGCCAUACCUAUGAAUGUGUGUGUGAGUCUGUUCUGGUGUUUCUUUGUCUUUUUUUAUUUCGUUUUUGUGAACUGUAUUUCAAGGAUUUAACAUAUCAUUUUAACACUAUGGGUUAUUUUAGAGCUCAAACCAACUGGGCGACACUUAAGUUACUGAAGUCCUCUUUAACACAUCAGAAACCACUUUGAUGUGACUGAAAUAACUCGUCUUUUUAGUCACACCCAGGGGGUGGGAGGGGGUUGUGAUAUCUUGGUGAAGUUCUCUUAAUUCUGUGUAAAUGUUCUUUUCUAAUUUUGAGGUUUUAAUUGUUAGAAUAAUGAAAUUAUCAUCUUUUUGGUUGUGAGGCGUAAUUCUAUCUAAUUUAUAGUCCAUUGCCAAAACUUUUUUUUUAUAUUCUAUUGAAAUAAUAGUUAUUCCAUUGACUAAUAACUGCUCAUAAUAAUCAUAAUAAUUUCAGAAAUUGUGCAAAUGAUAAAAUUAGUACAAUAGUUAGCUGUAGAUAAAAUUAUGUUUAUAAAUGUCUUGAACCAACAAUCUCAAAAUUAGAAACAUUUAUGGUUAGAAUUGAUUGUUUCACUCAUUAGGAUCACAUUUUUGUAACAAAAGCCCUGUGUGUUGAAAUGUUCAGUAAUGUUUUACAGGAGGUUUUUUUUUGUUUGUUUUUUUUGGGGGGUGGUAUUGUCUCAGAACUGUUAACUGUUAUUCCUAGCCACUAAUUUUACAGUGAAACCUGUUCUGUGGACUCAGAAAAAGCCAAUUUAUUUGUGCCUAAAAAAAGUGUGCUCAAAAAUUAAUAAUAAUAUAUUCGAGAAGUGGACUUGUACAUAUGGGAAACUAAUGGCAAACUAUUUAUUAAAGGUUUAUUGAUACUGA